UUUCAUACUGUAACUAUAGCAAACAGGCAUCACAACGAAAUCGCUUGCAACGGGAAGCGAACGUAAAUUUUGUAUUACACACACACAAUCUACACAUACAGGCGUGUGCGCUCAAGUACAGUGAAUUUUGAAUUUUGUGUUCUGUGUUCGUGUGUGAAUAUAUUGGCAAAAAUAAAUUGGCACAACAUAAAAGAGCAAAGGAAAAACACGUACGCACGUCACGCGGACAACGACAACGAUAACGCACGCAAACCACAACAACAAAUAUAAGAAGAAACCGCAGCAAGAGCGUACAUUUCAAAGUUGCUAACAAGAAAGAGCUUGAGCUUAGCAAAAGCGUUAACUAAAAAACAAUGUCAGCCGCCGAUGUUGAAACACAGUCGCAGCAGGAGUCGUCGAACGGCACCAGCAAAUUUGAUGUGCCCGAGAUCGAAUUGAUCAUUAAGGCCUCGACCAUUGAUGGACGCCGCAAGGGCGCCUGCCUUUUCUGUCAGGAGUACUUUAUGGAUCUGUAUCUGCUGGCCGAGCUAAAGACAAUUAGCCUGAAGGUGACCACAGUGGAUAUGCAGAAGCCGCCACCAGAUUUUCGAACCAAUUUCGAGGCAACACAUCCCCCCAUCCUAAUUGACAAUGGCCUGGCCAUAUUGGAGAACGAGAAAAUCGAAAGGCACAUCAUGAAGAACAUACCCGGCGGCUACAAUCUGUUCGUGCAGGACAAGGACGUGGCCACGCUGAUUGAGAACUUGUAUGGAAAAUUGAAGCUGAUGCUGGUGAAGAAGGAUGAUGCCAAGAACAAUGCGCUGCUCACGCAUCUCAAGAAGAUCAACGAUCAUUUGGCCAAUCGUAAUACACGCUUCCUAACCGGCGACACCAUGUGCUGCUUCGACUGUGAGCUGAUGCCCCGUUUGCAGCACAUUCGUGUGGCGGGCAAAUACUUUGUCGACUUUGAGAUACCGACACAUUUGACGGCGCUGUGGCGUUACAUGUACCACAUGUAUCAGCUGGACGCAUUCACACAAUCGUGCCCAGCCGAUCAGGACAUUAUCAAUCACUAUAAGCUGCAACAGAGUCUCAAAAUGAAGAAGCACGAGGAGCUGGAGACGCCGACGUUUACCACAUCCAUUCCAAUUGAUAUUUCGGAGUAAACUUUUAUGUAGCCAUGCACAGUUAUUAUUAUUAUAAUUUUUUUUUUUUUGCAAAACUUACAACUUUAUCUAUAUCAGCUACUAUAUAAACUACAACUUUGAUUGAGAACUAUGCGAAAAGUAAGGGAAUACCAAUAUAUGCAUAUAUAUAUAUACACAUAUAUAGAUAUAUAUAUAUAUGUAUGUGCAUAUGUAUAGUACACAUAUAACUAUAUAUCUUAUGUAUACAUAAAAACGCGAGAACAUGUUGACCAAGUGUUUUUUAAGCAGCCACCGUUGCCUUUCUUUAAAUUUAAAUAUUGUAUUUAAACAACUUUGUUUUUUACUUAAUUACCUGCCUGUGUGUGUAUUUUAUCUUUUUGUUUAAUUAAUUAAUUAACUACAUGUAUUUGAUAUACAUUGGCCUUACACAUACAUGUGUAUGUAUUUAAUACAGCUGUGAAAGCUAUUUUAAAACAUAA
Messenger RNA from Drosophila virilis, 1606 nucleotides. RefSeq names its product chloride intracellular channel protein 5 (gene Clic). Gene Ontology annotation, molecular function: chloride channel activity. Gene Ontology annotation, cellular component: apical plasma membrane; cytoplasm. NCBI's taxonomy places the organism in Eukaryota, Metazoa, Arthropoda, Insecta, Diptera, Drosophilidae. Gene Ontology annotation, biological process: chloride transport. The record is from RefSeq and is a predicted model, not a curated record.